AAACAAAAUAAAAUGAACAUGCAAGACGAGAUCACAUGACAAUAACUACGAUACUUUUUUUAUAGUUUGCUUUGUUUUAGCACUCAUAAAAAGGGAAUAAAAUGUGGGUAUGCUUGAAUUGUCAUGAGUAUAACAGUUCGGAGAAUGAACAUUGUUCAGAAUGCCAUUCAGCACGACCACAGUCAAGAACAGGACACGCAAAAGAUGUCAUGGUACCUUUUCCUGUUCCCUCUGGAUCACCUUCAGGUCACGGACCAGCACCUUAUCCUCCAGUAGUGAUGCCACCAUACAACCCACCAUAUCUGCCCCAAGGUAACCAAGAUUCUAGAAGGCACAAGAGAGGAAGAGGAGGUAAUAACAGAGGAAGAGGUGGCAAAUACAGGCAAAAGGAUGAAGAUGAGUCACAUCUAACUGAUGACAGCUACCAAACUAAUCGUGGUUAUCAAGGACAUAGAGGAAGAGGUCGUGAACAAAAAAGAGAAAGAGGAGGACAUGAAUAUAAUGGAAAUAGAACUAAAGUAAACGAAAAUGAAGAUUUGGACAAUUAAGGAAAUCAUAGAGGAAUGGGAAAAGAUAGAGAUAAAUGUCCUGGAAGAGGUGGUAAACAGCAACAUGGGAGGAAAUAUGAACAGGACGAUGAAGACAUACCAGGUGUAGAUGAAAAUGAUGUUUUCAAAUUCCUGAUCAAAUCUUUUAGUGGGGGAUGUCCUUUCGAAGAAUUUUAAAGCAAUGUCAUCUUUUUCCUAAGGGGUCUAAUAUCUGUCAGUGGUUUAGAAAGCAUAGUCGGAAAUUUCGUGUCUUCUGGGACGGAAACGAUAUUGUUUAUCUUCAACCAUUUUGUCUAGAUGCCAGAAUCUGUGGCAAAUGGAAUUACAAGCAAAAUCCAGGUCAAUGUCAGAAUGAUCAAUGUAAUUCUUUCCACAUCUGUCGUCGCUUCAUAAGAGGCAACUGUAACGAAAGUAAUUGUCCACUGUCUCAUACUUUUACAAAUCCACACAAUCGGCAUUUAAAGGAUAAACUUGGAAUCAACGAUUUCAGUGAUACUGACAUCAAAAUUGUCCUUAAUUGUAAUUCUCCGUCAGUUUGUGCAGAUUAUAUAUACAACAAUGGUUGUAAGGUGGAAAAUGGAGAAAAAAGAUGCCCACAUUUACAUUUAUGUGAGAAGAACAUAUUUGGAAAUUGCAAAGACCCAUGCAAGUUCGAGAAAACUCACUCUAUCACUCAGGUUCAUAAUAAUUGGGUUCUAGGAUCAUGGCAUAUGAAUGAAUGGCCAGAGGCACACGUAUUGAGGUCUAUAUAUGUACCACCCAGACAGAAAAAAGUAAAUGAUGAUUAUUCCGAUGAUUCUAACAUCAGGCAAGAUGAAGAUUAUGAUGACGAUGCUAGUGUUCGUUAUAACAGUGAUGUAAAUGUCAGUAGUGAAAUUGUUCCAAGUACUGCAUCUGGUCCAGCCAAAAUAUUCAAUAAGUCGAUAACCUCUGUUGAAAAUCUUAGUAUAGAAGAUGUUAGGGAAAGAAGAAAGAUGAAACCUGGACGCAGAGACAGAUUCAAAUCAUCAAAAGAUAUCAUUUCUGGAAAUGUUGGAAAAGACGACCAAGGUCUUCCUUAAAUGUCUGAACCACAACAACAAUAUGUUGACAUUAAAGAAAAAGAGAGGUUAUUGAUGGAAAAGUACAAACAGGAGAAACAGGGAACCAGUUCUGGUAAUGUUGUAAAGCCAAAGCCUCCGCCAAAACCUUCAAAACUGAGUCCAUCUGAUCCAGAUUAUCAGGAAAAGGACCCUUCUAUGUUAAAGGAUGAAACAGAAAAUUCCAAAAUCUGCAUUUUUGUGUCUAAGGAAAAAUGUCAAGCUGCAUCAUGUAAAAACCUGCAUCUGCCUAGCGCUAUUCCCUACUUGUGGCAAAUAAAAAUGUUUGGCAAAUGGUUUUCUCUGACUUUGGCAGAAAAUGAGAAAAUUGAGAAAGGUUACUGCAAUCUACUUGAUAUUGAAUCAACUGAAGUGAAAUACAAUGGUAGUAAAUACAGUUAUCAUAUUUGGUUCUCAAAGAUGCAGGCCAUAAUUUAUGAUGUUGAUGGUCAACCAGCCGUUGAUGACAACCAGCAUGACCGGUGGUGUAAUGUCAGACGUCUGAGUACCCCAUCCUUUACUGAGAAGAAAAUGAUGGUUGAUAGUUAUCUCACACAGUGGAGAUGGUACUGGAAAGAUGACAGUAAAAAAUGGAAUCUGUACAAUAAGGAUGUUUUUCUGUUCACCCUUGAGAGGAAGUAUCAGACAAAACAGAAGACUUAUUUGUAUACCAGGGAGAACUACUUUUGUAUGUACAGGAUAGAUUUCCUGAAGAUGAUCCAGGUUAACCUCGAAACAGAUAGAAAACAAAAUAUUACCAGACGUCCACUGUUUGUUUCGAAAGAUGAUGUGAAUGAGAAAAAAUUUCCAGAUAGUAUACAGUUCCCAGCUGCUAUGAAAACAGCCAAGCCAGUGCAUUUCUACCACUGGGAUUGUGCACAUGAUUUUGAACUGGUAGAACUCGACAUCAAAGGGAAGGAGUUCAAUGAAGUAUUAAAGUCGCUACAAGAUUCCAUGAGCCAAACUCUAUUUGAGACUAAGUUUAUUUUUAGAAUUCAGAAUAGAAAACUAUGGAGUGAAUAUGACAUAAAGAAGAAGCUCAUUUUAGCUGAUGCAGAAAAAGACGGUCGUGGUCAAAGUAUUAACGAGAGAGAUUUAUUCCACGGCACAGAUUCGUUGGAUGCAUGCCGUGGUAUUUGUACUAAUAAUUUUGACUUUAGAACAAGUGGUCGCAUUGCUACUGUAUAUGGGGAAGGUUCCUACUUUGCUGUUCUUGCUAAAAUGAGCCAUAGUUAUACAAAAGCAGAUUUACCUACAGAUAUUCGAUUCAUGUUUAGAGCCAAAGUUUUGGUUGGGCAGUUUACAACAGGAAAUCCUUCCCUCCGUCGACCUCCAGAAAUCCCUGGAAAGGUACAUAAGUUGUAUGAUUCCUGUGUGGAUAAAGAUCAAGAUCCUCAAAUCUUUGUUGUGUUUGACAGAAAUCAGUGUUAUCCUGAAUACCUAAUUAUGUACAGAGAAGCAAUGCCUCCAGUGGAUCAAACCAUUACUGCUCCGAAACCUUCCACAAUACAAAGUUUCCCUAAGUCGUCUGAUGGAAGUGCAGGAAAAUCCUCAGUAGCUUUGAAAGCACGUUUAAAUGAAGAUACAUGUGUUGUUCAGUAAACAAAAUUGCUGCUAAAAUUUCCGUUGGAAGUAAACUUUUCAUAAUUUUGACGAAGGAUUUUGUUUCCAGGUUUUAUAUAUAAAUAUGCUAUCAAUAUCCUAACUUAGAUACAUAUAUGACGUCAGAGAAAAACAUAAAAAAUGUGAACUGAUUUUCAAAUAGCAUGUGGAAUCGUCUUAAAUCAUUAAUGAAAUCCUAUGUAUUUUGUCUGGUAAAACAUGAUUUGAUAUUUGACAGGAGUAAAUGAGUUUACUCUUUGUUAAAGUUGAUUACUAACAACUAAAUUUCCUGUUAAUAUGGUUACAGAUUAUAAUUGUUUGUUAAAGUUUACUAUGACAGACAAAAUAUUCUGUUUCAGACAAUAGUUGGUCAUUCAAAUUUUAGUGUGUCAUAAUAGUAUUGAAUUGAAUUUGACUCAUAUUAAAUUUCAGAGUUCUUGAAAAUUGUCAGUUUAGAUCAUUUGACAGAUAAAAAUUUGAAAUAUAUAGCAUUUGUUGUUUCAGUGUGUUUUUGACUGGCAUAUAUCAAACAUUGACAGUCCAAAUGUCCAAUAAGGCCAAAUUUUUUUCAAGAAAUAAUUUUAGAUUAAAAAAAAACAAUAUUCCAUUGCUUUGGGUUUUCAAUUGCAUUUACGGAUAUCGUGUUGUGAAUUGAUAUGCAAAAUCUCUUUUGUUUUCCACUAUUGAUAAGCAUGAUAUAGUAAAAGUUCAUUUCAAUCUCAUAAUAUGUAUUGCCUAAAUUUUGUUUGUCUAAAUGGGAUUGUUAACAUCCUUUUCCAUUGUUAUUUUUGGAGAUUAUAGUUGACUCAAUAGCAAUCGUACCACAUCUUUUGAUUUAUCAAUUAUUAAUAGUAUGAUGGACUUCAAUUAUGACAAGGGUUAUACUACCAAUUUGAAUGUGACAGGUAAAGUACUAUAUUUUUACAUGGGUCAUGGUCAUUUAAGGUUGUAUGUCUAUUUGCUGUAUGCAAAAUUACCUUUAAAAUAUAUGGUGGUUGCUGUGGAUUAAGUGUGGUUUUUUCCUACUUGUCCAAAUUCAUUUCAAUAGAAGCGUUUUCCACCGACAUUUUCCCAAAAGAUGCAAGUGUUUCAUAGUGCUGAAUUUAAUUUUCUUUCGAAUCUAAAUUUUGGAAAUUCAUUCAACAAAUUUUAGACAGGCUCCAAUUAUGAUUUCUACCUUUAUAUGUUAAAAAUAAAAGAUCGUACAAUAACGUUUUGCAGGUUCCAAGUUGUGAGUGACUUUCAUAGCCCUAUUUGAUAACCUACAGCACAAUAAAAACACAAAUUUUGUGUCUCUUGAAUGUUUAUACAAGUUUAUCGAUGAGACUUUACAAAAAGCAAAUUAUCAGGUUUAAAAGAUUAAAUGCGCUGUGGUUGAGAAUUUUUAGUAUUUAACAUACUUAUAUUAUUAUCAUGACUACCAUGAAAUAAUUCAUUUGAGUUUUUGGUAAAAAAAAAUAAUGCAUUGAUUUUAUGUUGUUGUUAAUAUUGAGAAGUAAUAAAGUAUGUCAUUAAAGUAAAAAAGUGGAAAUUAUAUAAAGAGAGUUUCAAAAUUAUGUUUCUUAUAGUUAGAUUUUUACAUUUUGUUGUAAGUUAGAUUGUAUUCAAAACUUUAUGAAAACUCUUUGUUUGUACAUUUAUAUGGUGUAUUUAUUUUAUAAAGCAUCUGCCCACAUUGCCUAGGCUAAAACAAACAAUAGUAUUAAGAUGGUGAGUCUAAUACCUAUAAAACAAACAAUAGUAUUAAGGUGUUGAGUCUAAUACCUAUAAUACCUAACAAUAUAUGGUUAUAAUCUAAGAUGAAGCCAAUGUUCCUUGCAAAAAAUGUAUUAGAAGUAGAUACGAAUAUUCAUGACAUACAAAAGUAGAUUCAAGAGCAAAAGUGCAGAAAUAACUGCAUCUAGUUAUACAUCCGUUGUUAGGUUGCUGCCCCUGAAUUGGUAGUUUUAAGGAAAUUUUGCAGUUUUUGGUUAUUAUCGUGAAUAUUAUUAUAGAUAGAGAUAAACUGUAAACAGCAAUAAUGUUCAGCAAAGUACGAUCUACAAAUAAAUCAUUAUGAUCAUAAUUGUCAAUUGACUCCUUAAGGAGUUUAUAGUCAAUUUUUCGUAAAAUCUUCUCAACUUAAUCUACUGGGCCAAAUAGAAUUAAACGUAGCCACAAUUGUUAAUAGGGUAUCUUGAUUGUAAAAUGUAUCCGAUGACCCUGUCAUCCAACAUACAUGGCCGCCAUGGCUUAACAUAGUGAAUAGGGAUUUUUUAUAGAAGUUUACGGGAAAAUUGUAAAAAAAAUAAUUUCAAAUGGUACCAACUUGAAAACUAAUUCAAAUAAUGAUAAGGGGGUUUCAGUAACUAUUGUAAGACUAAAAUAGGAUGACCUGCUUUUGAUUUAACUACUGGGCCAAAUAUGUUUAACCAAACUUGGCCUCGAUCAUUAUCAGGAUACUGAAUACUAUUUAUUAUGAUUGUAACCUUAUUUUACAUGAUUUCAAAAAACAGUAUAUACAGGUGAGCGACACAGGCUCUUGAGAGCCUCUAGUUUCUUUUUUCACAGUUGGGCAUUUUCUCUGUAAUAUGAUUUAUGUCCAUUGCUUACAAACCAAUCCGGGUAUUAAUAUAUAUGUGGGUAUCAAUAUGAAUUGCUUACCAAUGUUAUGUCAACAUUCUAUUUAGUUUGUAAAUAUAAAAAUGUUAAAAAUUAUUUACAAUGCGAUAAAAUUAAACACAAUAUUUUGCUAGACAAACUAGCUUCAUCGGGCGUGCAACUUUCAAAGUGAAAUCGGAUGCAGAUAAAAAAAAAUGCAGCUCAUUGUAUAUGUAUAAAUAUAUAUAUAUAAUUCAUCAAUCUAAACUUUUUAUGAAUAACAACCUUGAUGUAAUCAUUUUGGUGCUUGAUCUAUAUUUCAUUCAUGAGAAACUUCAAAUAUUUAUUUAAAAAAGGUUUAUAUCUUUGAAGCCUAUUGUGAUUUUGAAUUAAAAAAAAAAACCUUUAUUAACUUUUUAAUUCAAGGGUCAGAUCAAAUGUUUAUCCGUGCAAAUUAAUUACUUUUCCUGUAAUCAAUCAUAUUAUAAUACAAAUGAAAUGAAUGUGCACAGCUUGCUUCUUUUGUUUGUUUUUGAAGUUGAUUCUGUUAUAUUUCAUAUCAUAUAACUAUGUAUCAAUAUUGUAUAUGUAACAAUGUAUCCGUUUUGGUUUCAAAAAGUUAUAUGCUUGCGCGAAAUUGAUUAAUGUUAAUAGGACAUUUUUAUUUGAUCACAUAAUAUAUUUUUUUUUUUUUUUUUUUUUUAAUAAAUAAAUUAAAAUCAUUGUCUGUUCAAAUUUAACUGAAUGACAAAAAUGAUGUAAAAUGAUUUGAAUGAUUAAUUGAUUGCUGCACGGAUGCUUAACAUAAAAAAACAUACAUGUUCCUUAAAUUGAUUGAUUAAUGUUUAAUUUAUGUGCAGCAGUAUAUUUACAUGGAUGUCCAAGACAAGAACAUAUACAUAUGGUAAGACUUCGGCUUUUAAGCAUUAACUGACAUUCAUUCUGUCAGGUUUUUCGAAAUCUAGUUUACAAUACAACAAAGAUCAUGAAGCCUAUUCAAAUAAAUUAUUUCUUCAUGUGUAAUGCUAUUAAAUGACGAAUGCUUAGUGGACAGUUUUAUAACAUUUUGAUGGACAAGACCAGGCACCAAAACCACAAAUGCCAAGCUUCAUCUAGACCAUCAAGAUGCUUUUUUACAUAACGGAUGCCACUAGAAGAGCAGGAUUUGCUAAUCCCUUCUAGAGCUCAUAAGAACACCCCAGUUUUUGUUGAGGUUCAUUCUGCUCAGUCUUUAUAUCUUUUAUGUAGUUUUUGUAGAAUUAUUUGUCUAAAAAAUAAUGCAUUGAUUUUAUGUUGUUGUUAAUAUUGAGAAGUAAUAAAGUAUGUCAUUAAAGUAAAAAAGUGGAAAUUAUAUAACGAGAGUUUCAAAAUUAUGUUUCUUAUAGUUAGAUUUUUACAUUUUGUUGUAAGUUAGAUUGUAUUCAAAACUUUAUGAAAACUCUUUGUUUGUACAUUUAUAUGGUGUAUUUAUUUUAUAAAGUAUCUGCCCACAUUGCCUAGGCUAAAACAAACAAUAGUAUUAAGAUGUUGAGUCUAAUACCUAUAAAACAAACAAUAGUAUUAAGAUGUUGAGUCUAAUACCUAUAAUACCUAACAAUAUAUGGUUAUAAUCUAAGAUGAAGCCAAUGUUCCUUGCAAAAAAUGUAUAAGAAGUAGAUACGAAUAUUCAUGAAAUACAAAAGUAGAUUCAAGAGCAAAAGUGCAGAAAUAACUGCAUCUAGUUAUACAUCCGUUGUUAGGUUGCUGCCCCUGAAUUGGUAGUUUUAAGGAAAGUGUGCAGUUUUUGGUUAUUAUCGUGAAUAUUAUUAUAGAUAGAGAUAAACUGUAAACAGCAAUAAUGUUCAGCAAAGUACGAUCUACAAAUAAAUCAUUAUAACCAAAAUUGUCAAUUGACUCCUUAAGGAGUUUAUAGUCAAUUUUUCGUAAAAUCUUCUCAACUUAAUCUACUGGGCCAAAUAGAAUUAAACGUAGCCACAAUUGUUAAUAGGGUAUCUUGAUUGUAAAAUGUAUCCGAUGACCCUGUCAUCCAACAUACAUGGCCGCCAUGGCUAAACAUAGUACAUAGGGAUUUACUAUAGAAGUUUACGGGAAAUAAUUUCAAAUGGUACCAACUUGAAAACUAAUUCAAAUAAUGAUAAGGGAUUUUCAGUAACUAUUAUAAGACUAAAAUAUGAUGACCUGCUUUUGAUUUAACUACUGGGCCAAAUAUAUUUAACCAAACUUGGCCUCGAUCAUUAUCAGGAUACUGAAUACUAUUUAUUAUGAUUGUAACCUUAUUUUACAUGAUUUCAAAAAACAGUAUAUACAGGUGAGCGACACAGGCUCUUGAGAGCCUCUAGUUUCUUUUUUCACAGUUGGGCAUUUUCUCUGUAAUAUGAUUUAUGUCCAUUACUUACAAACCAAUCGGGGUAUAAAUAUAUAUGUGUGUAUCAAUAUGAAUUGCCUACCAAUGUUAUGUCAACAUUCUAUUUAGAAUGUAAGUAUAAAAAUGUUGAAAAUUAUUUACAAUGCGAUAAAAUUAAACACAAUAUUUCGCUAGACAAACUAGCUUCAUCGGGCGUGCAACUUUCAAAGUGAAAUCGGAUGCAGAUAAAAAAAAAUGCAGCUCAUUGUAUAUGUAUAAAUAUAUAUAUAUAAUUCAUCAAUCUAAACUUUUUAUGAAUAACAACAUUGAUGUAAUCAUUAUGGUGCUUGAUCUAUAUUUCAUUCAUGAGAAACUUCAAAUAUAUAUUUAAAAAAGGUUUAUAUCUUUGAAGCCUAUUGUGAUUUUGAAUUUAAAAAAAAACUUUAUUAACUUUUUAAUUCAAGGGCCAGAUCAAAUGUUUAUCAGUGCAAAUUGAUUACUUUUCCUGUAAUCAAUCAUAUUAUAAUACAAAUGAAAUGAAUGUGCACAGCUUGCUUCUUUUGUUUGUUUUUGAAGUUGAUUCUGUUAUAUUUCAUAUUAUAUAACUAUGUAUCAAUAUUGUAUAUGUAACAAUGAUGUGCGUUUUGUUUUCAAAAAGUUAUAUGCUUGCGCGAAAUUGAUUAAUGUUAAUAGGACAUUUUUAUUUGAUCACAUAACAUAUUUUUUUUUUUUUUUUUUUUUUAAUAAAUAAAUUAAUAUCAUUGUC
This is a messenger RNA of Mytilus californianus (California mussel), 8919 nucleotides long. RefSeq names its product protein mono-ADP-ribosyltransferase PARP11-like. The transcript has 7 exons. Bases 1610 to 3229 code for a protein of 539 amino acids. Gene Ontology annotation, molecular function: NAD+ poly-ADP-ribosyltransferase activity. NCBI's taxonomy places the organism in Eukaryota, Metazoa, Mollusca, Bivalvia, Mytilida, Mytilidae. The record is from RefSeq and is a predicted model, not a curated record.